Molecule: messenger RNA, 3221 nt
Organism: Syngnathoides biaculeatus (alligator pipefish)
Lineage: Eukaryota; Metazoa; Chordata; Actinopteri; Syngnathiformes; Syngnathidae
Gene: tap2a
Product: transporter associated with antigen processing, subunit type a
Exons: 11
Coding region: 361-2487 (708 amino acids)
Biological process (GO): transmembrane transport
Cellular component (GO): membrane
Molecular function (GO): ABC-type oligopeptide transporter activity; ATP hydrolysis activity; ATP binding
Source: RefSeq, a predicted model, not a curated record
AAGCCACCUUCACGAGGCUCAUCAAUAGUCUCGGUGAACAUAAAAGCCCGAAUGACACGUAACAGAAACCAAAAAACGAGAAACUGUCGUCUUUGAAACAAUUUUUGUCACGAAUGGCGGUGAAUGUUAGUUGAACUUUUUAUCACAUGGGGGCUUAUCUGCUGCUCGUAUGUAUUGCAAAACUAAGACUCUCCCUUCGAAAAUGAAAAUAUAGACAAAAGAGGACAGUUUGAGCUUAUUCGCGCUGCCUCGAUCGUCGCUUCGACAGUGAGGGCGGUCCGUCCGUCCGUCCGUCCGUCCGUCAGCGGAAAGUUUUCCGGGAAACCGAAACCGAAAGGACCGGCAGGGACGUUCGCUAAGAUGGCAGCGUGUGCGUGCAAAAUGGCCGGAAAGAGUUCAGCACUUCGCCAAACGUUUGCCGUGUUUGCGGCCCUGGUGGCGGACGCCUGCCUGCUCCUGGCCGCGGCGCCGGCGGUGCGCGCGGGCGGCGUUUGGGUGUCGGCGCUCCGGUGUUGUCUGUCGCUCGCGACCGUCUCCCUGCUGAACCUCGGGGAGCUCCCGCCGGUGCCGGUUCGCUUCCUCGCCGCGCACAGCGCGCUGCCCGCCGCCCUGCGGAGCCUCGGCGAGCACGCGUGCGGCGCCGCGGCGGCUGUCGACGCUCGCUGCUGGAUGAUGUGCGCCGGAGCCUCGCUGGCCGCGGCCUCGUUUUGGGAAGUCGCCGUGCCGGACUCGGGGGAGCGGAAAGACAAGCAAUACAAGCGCAGGGUUUUGUUCAUGAGGGUCGUUCGCAUGUUCGGACCGGACUGGCUUCAGCUGCUCGGGGCUUUCUUCUUUCUCACUCUGGCCGCAGUCAGCAGCAUCCAGAUCCAGUUUUACACGGGCAAGGUCAUCGACAACCUGCACGAUUACAGGCCGGAUGAAUUCUUGGCAGCUCUGCUUCUGAUGGGGGUCUUCUCAGUGGGAAGCUCGGUGGGCGCAGGGAGUCGAGGGGGUCUCUUUACGUGGGCCACUAACGCCUUCAAGUGCAGGGUGAAGGCGAAGCUCUUUCGAGCUCAGGCCAAACAAGAAAUUGCAUUUUUCGACUCCACAAAAAUAGGUGAACUCACCUCCUUGCUGUCCAAAGACAUCGCCCUGAUGGGUGAGACGGUGUGUCUGGACAUCAACGUUCUGCUGAGGACCCUCAUCCAGACCCUGUACACGCUGGCCCUCAUGGUGAACCUUUCCUGGACGCUGACUUGUUUGGUGCUCAUGGAGGUCCCCGUCACUGGUCUCGUGCAGACCAUCUACAAAACGCACCAUCAGCGCUUGCUGGAGGCCACGCGCGACUCCACGACUGCAGCCAACGAGACGGCCAACGAGAUCAUCUCGGGCGUUCGGACGGUGCGGAGCUUCGAGGCCGAGAAACACGAGGUCCGUCGCUACGAGAACCGACUGCUGGACACGCACAGGCUCAAGACCCGGCGGGACGUUGUCAGGGUUGUGUCCCUUCUGGCACAAAGGCUGACAGGUGUGGCCAUUCACGUGCUGAUGCUUUGGUACGGCAGGCUGUUAAUCCAGAGAGGCCAGAUGACCACCGGCAACUUGGUCUCCUUCAUCCUCUACCAGUCGCACAUUGGAGACAACAUCCGGACGCUGAUCUACAUCAGCAGUGACAUGUUGAACUCGGUGGGUGCCUCCGGUAAAGUCUUUGAGGUUCUGGAUCGACAGCCUCAGAUCAGGACUGAUGGUGAACUCGCACCGGAUCGCCUAACUGGACGCGUCAACUUUUGCCACCUCAACUUCGCCUAUCCGGCACAUCCCGACAUUGCGGUGCUGCAGGACUUCACUUUGGAGCUGCCCGCGGGUCAGGUGACAGCGCUGAUCGGGGUGUCUGGAGAGGGAAAAAGCACCUGCGUCAGUCUGCUGAAGCGCUUGUACGAGCCACAGGGCGGGCAAAUUCUGUUGGACGGCGCCGAGCUGGAAUCGUACGACUGCUGCUUUCUCAGCAAAAAGAUCACAGUGGUCAGCCAAGACCCGGUCCUCUUCUCCGGUUCCGUCAGGCAGAACAUCGCCUACGGCCUUCGGGACUGCUCACUGGAUGCCGUUCAGGAAGCGGCGCGCCAGGCCGCUGCCCACGACUUCAUCAUGCGGUUGGAGAAGGGCUACGAUACCGAGGUUGGCGAGGGCGGCAAGCUGCUGUCCAAAAGCGAGCGGCAGCGCGUGGCCAUCGCCCGAGCGCUGGUCAGACGGCCGCGGGUUCUCGUCCUCGACGAAGUCACCAGCUCCCUGGAUGAGCGCAGUCAAAGCAAGGUCCUGCGGAACCUGGGGAGGCACCCGGACCGGACGGUGCUGCUGAUCACUCACGCGCUGGAGACCAUCGAGGAGGCCGACCAGAUCGCGGUGAUCGGCGGCGGUCGUGUUCGGGAGCGGGGGACCCACCGCCAGCUGAUGGACAGGAAGGGGAUCUACUGUCAAAUGAGGGCGAAACACGCCGCGGCGGGAAGCUAACGUGGCGCCGGCAGAAAUUCCGAUAUUUGUUCCAUGACGUUUUUCUCUUCACUGAUUGUUUUCCUCUUGGCUUCCAGUGGGUGUAUUUGAUAAUUUAUUGCAGGUUGCAGGUUCUAUAUGUCGCCAAGGGCCACGGAUGUCAUAAUCAGGCGUGCCGGCCGAUGUAUUUGAGACCGUAGUAGCAAUGGGGACCGUUUUUUGUUAGUUUCUUACAUUUUUUUUUUUUUUAAUCCAUCAGGUUAAGAUGAGAUGGUCGGUAGCACAGCCGCGACCCUGGUGAGGAUAGGGAGUACAGCUUGGUCCCAGCAAAAUAUGUCUACAACACAUUGCACGCACGAUUAUAUUCAAUAAGCGGCAACUCUCGCGACUUUGACAAAAUAUUUUAUUCACGUUGUUGAAAUUUUUUCUUCAUGUGAUUACAGCAAUGUUAAUUUAAAAAGGAAUUUUUAUAUUGCUUUUUUUUUUUUUUGCAUUGAUGUUUUGCACAAUUGCGAUAUGACGUUGGUGCCAAGAGGUUAAGUUAGUCGGGGAAAGUUUUUAUUUUGUGAUUUGGAAUCGGGUUUGUCAUUUUACAGCUCUUGUUCUUUUCCUUUAUCAUGAUUUUUUUGGAGCGUUUUUAUUUUAUUUUCAUCUCAUCUUAUUUUAGAUGAUUACUUCUAUACAUUUGUAAAUCCCUUUCAGUUUUCAAGAUCAUGAUGAACGAGUAAAACAUUAAUAAAAGAAAAAUAUAACAA